AUGCCCGUCGGAUGGCAAGUUGAGAAUCAGUACUCAGUGGCGCUAUCAACUGCGGAAUCCAAGUUCGUGGCAGCAGAUUUUGGUGCGAAGGAGCUCCUGGGCGUAAAGAAUUGUUUCCGUGAGAUGAACGUGAGUGUGAAGUUGCCGAUACAGAUGAUGGUGGACAACCAAGCUGCUAUCAAGCAGAUCUACAACGAAGCCACGUCAAGCGCACAGAAGCACGUCGACGUGAAAAUGAAGUUCAUACGCGACACGAGCUCCAAGAGUAUCGUAAAGCCCGGAUACAUCGCGACCAUCGAGAUGAUCGCGGAUCUAUUGACGAAAAGUGUCCCGGCGCCAAGAGGGGCCGACCUACAUGAGAUGAUGGGAUUGCGGUAA
Messenger RNA from Peronospora matthiolae, 378 nucleotides. NCBI's taxonomy places the organism in Eukaryota, Oomycota, Peronosporomycetes, Peronosporales, Peronosporaceae. The record is from the annotation of a GenBank genome assembly.